GACUUCCAGAUAUGACACAUCGACAUAAGUUACAUUCAACAAUCAUACAUAACGAAAUGAUAUAUAUCUUUCAAUAUAUCCCUCUGGAAUUAUACUGAUCGGAAUUAUGGAGCAAACUGAUGGAAACAGUGGUCACUUCCCGAGGAAAGUGAAAAAUAUUGAAUUUGAUGCGCAUAGUUACAGUCCAGCGGUUAUUAUUAAAUACGAACUGGAAACAGUGGUGCAUAAUUUGGAAGGUGCAUCAUUUGCUUCGUUAUCAAAACACUGCAAAAAAAUCGUUCAGUUGAAAGAUCUGAAUGAACGAGUUGAUACAUCAGCUCUUGCUCGACAUAUCCUCCAAGUUUGUCCAAUAAUACCAGAAUGCAGGAUUGAUCAAUUGGAGCAAAUAUUGUAUUAUUUACAAAGGCGACACAAUUCAGGCAGUGGAGGUAAUAUAAAUUUAUCGACAAAAGACCUGAAUAUUGCGUUGACAUCACGAACAAGCAUGAGUAACAUAGAGAAUUAUAUCGAAAUGCUUUACGAUGAAGUUUCGGAAAAGACAAAAGCUACAGCUUUGUUCCUAGAGCUUAGUCAGAAUCACAGAAAUCUUCAACAACUUAUUGAGAAUGAGGUAUUGAUGGGUGCACUCGUACGUGUGUUACGAGAUAACUGGAAGAAAAGUUUCGAACUUGCUACUAAUAUCAUUACAAUGCUUUAUAACUUCUCUAUUUAUACAAAUUUUCAUCAAUUUCUGGCGCAUAAUAAAAUUGGUUCUCUGUCGAUGCAAAUUGUUGAUUAUGGAUUGAAACGUUGGGAAGCAUGGAGAACUGAAGCAUGUCACGGUGAUGAAUGUACUACACGUCGUCUUAACCUCGCAAUUUGCAAACAGCAGCAGUUAACUGCUGCUUGUUUAAAUUUGUUGCUGAAUUUGGCUGAGGAUAUUAAAGUUGAGAUGAAAAUGGUGAAUCGACAAAUAGUUGCAUUGCUUUCGAAAUGUAUACAAAACCAAGAUGCCAUUUUACCGUUGCUUAUAUCUGCCAUCAAUUUUUUGCUUAAAUUAAGCAUUUACAGUGAAAAUAAGGAGGCCAUGAUAAACGGUCGCAUCGUAGAAAGUAUAUCGGCGUUAUUUCCUAUAAAAAACUUGACUCUACGACACAACGCUAUUCAGUUGUUAUUCAAUUUGUCAUUUAUACCAUCUCUUCGUGAUCAAAUGGUUUCUGCUGGCUUUAUUUCUUACAUAGCACCGUUAAUUAACGAUGAAAGCGCUUUAAAAUUUCUCUAUCAAUUAAGCAUCAAUGAUGAUGCCAAAGCAAUGAUUACUUACACCGACGUUUUACAAAAUCUAAUGCGCAUAUUGUUAACUAAUAAUAAUUCGAAUAUAGUGAAAGCAAUCCUGAUCAAUAUAGCAUUGGAGAAGCGUAAUGCUCAAUUACUUUGUGGUGCCGAUGGUGAAGGACUUAAUUUAUUAAUCGAAGCAGCUUUAAAUCGAAGAGAUCAAUUAUUGCUGAAGAUAGUACGCAAUAUUGCAAUUCACAGUGGCCCUACACAAGCUCUAUUUUCGAAAUGGGCUAUCUGUCUGCUCGAAAUUGUGGUGAACAAAAAAACUGAGAAAGGACUUGAUUUAUUUGCCCUAGAAUGUUUAGGCAUUAUCAAUCAGCUAACCAGCGUUGAUUGGGCAUCGUUAGCUGAGCAAGUUUCACUUAUUGCUUGGAUUGAGGAUAAUCUGAAAGGACAGUAUAUGGUUCAGUCACAUCCGGAUCAACUGCUACAGGUGGUUAUUCUUUGUGGAACAAUGGCUCGACAAUUAAAUGCGGCUCGUUUGAUAGUACCGCUUACAGAUGAAUUGGUCGAAUUGUUGACAGCUCAACAAGAAGAUGAUGAAAUAGUUAUACAAGUGGCUUACGUUUUUUAUGCUAUAAUAACGCAUGAAGAACUCAGUGAAAGUGUUAUGGGUGGAAGUGCACACAUUGGUGCUUAUCUUAUCGAUUUAAUGCACGACAAAAAUGUACCUAUUCGUGCAGUAUGUGAUCGUGCGCUUUCCAUUAUUGCUGGACGUAGUGAAGAAUGGGCUCGGAAAAUGGACAUUGAGCGCUUUCGUUGGCAUAAUUUACAAUGGCUAGAAAUGGUUGCUGAUAGCAAUAAUGUAACAUCGAGUGAUUCGGUAAUUUCUGGUUCACCGGAUAUUUACAACGAGGUAUUCGGUGCCGAAGAUAUUCUUGGUGAUGCAUCACCGGAUAUUUCCCUUACACAUGCAAAUAACGACUUUUAAACUUUUCGAAAUAUUUCACAAAUCAUUUAGGAAGUUUUCUAGAGGUUUCUAUAGAUUUGUGAAAAUCAACUUGUAUUUUACUUUAAGCUGCUGCAGAUGUAUAAAAAUAUUGUUGUUAUCAUUAAUAUCAGUGAUUAUGUAACUUUCAUCAGUAGAUGAUCUCAUUUUAACAAUUCGCUAGUCGUAAAUAUUGUCGUUACCUCACGUACUUUCUUUUAUUUGUGUUUGCACUUAAGCGUAAUUCCAUGUUUCUUGGAGAUUUAGAAAAGACUGAAGAAGAGACUGGGUCAAAGUUUAACUUGUUCUUCAAUUAUCAUUCUCAUUCUCCAGAGAUUCUGCUCCCUCUUUUCCAGUCGUUUUCUCUAUCUCUUAUUCGUUUUGGUUAGAGUUCAUAAUUUGAUGGCAGUGUGCAUAAAAAUAUGAUUGUAUACAAAUUUAGUUGCAAUAUUGGGAUUAGCAGUAAGUUCGCCUGCCAAAUAUCACGUGAAUGGAUUGAAUGCAAAAUUAAAUGAGAGGAAAUAAUAUGUUCG
Loa loa (African eye worm) is the source of this 2778-nucleotide messenger RNA. RefSeq lists its product as hypothetical. Gene Ontology annotation, cellular component: ciliary transition zone; kinesin II complex; axoneme. Gene Ontology annotation, molecular function: kinesin binding. The transcript has 15 exons. The record is from RefSeq and is a predicted model, not a curated record. NCBI's taxonomy places the organism in Eukaryota, Metazoa, Nematoda, Chromadorea, Rhabditida, Onchocercidae. The coding region runs from base 107 to 2248 and encodes 713 amino acids. Gene Ontology annotation, biological process: microtubule-based movement; cilium organization.